AUGGCAGGGUUCACCUUUGCAAAUUCCGCCGAUAAAGUCCCCGGUGACGGGGCUCUCCCCACGGAGUUUACGAUCACCGCUCCCCCAUCCACAGACGUGUGGGCCAAACCCCCCUCCACCGAGCGGUUCAACGCUCCCAUCCUCUACAAAACCAUUUCGUUAAACACAUUCAAGCGCGCUCGAGUCGCAUUCUCCGCCAACUGGAGCCAGAAAUAUGACCAGGGUGGCCUCAUUCUCGUCCUCAACGGCGCCAAUGGCAGUCGCAAAUGGGUGAAAACCGGCAUCGAGCUCACUCACGGCAAACCCCACCUCAGCACCGUGGUUAGGGAUCGCUGGGCAGACUGGAGUCUGCUGCCAGUCCCGUCAGGCGGCGCGGGUGCGACAGUGGAGAUUGUGAGAGAGCCCGACGAUAGCUUGUGGAUAUAUCUGGUCGAGGGCGUCUCGAAGAACCCAAUUCGAGAGGUGACCUGGAUUUUUGCAGAGGAAGAUGUCACUGAUUGCUGGAUUGGGUUCUAUGCGGCGAGACCCUCGAGCGAGGGGGGAGACUUGGUUGUUAACUUCGCUUCCCAUGUGCUUGAUGUCACGAGCACGUAA
Molecule: messenger RNA, 594 nt
Organism: Aspergillus calidoustus
Lineage: Eukaryota; Fungi; Ascomycota; Eurotiomycetes; Eurotiales; Aspergillaceae
Source: the annotation of a GenBank genome assembly